CGCAGUGAUCCUGAAAGAGCGAAGUACAAGAAGGAGAGACGAAGAAAAAGUGACAGUGGCAGAGGAACGGUCGGACGGACGCAUAGCAGGACUAAGAGGAGGGGGCUGGGGCGCUGGACAAACACACAGAGAGGAGGGCGAGACAGGUGCUGACACGGGAGAUCUGCACAGGAGAGGACAGAGGGACGGCGGCGAGGAGGAGGGAUGCUGCUGCUGCUGGUUAUAUAGCCCAGCCUUGCGCCAAGGCGAACGCCAUGCAGACCUUUCUGAUUUGUACCACCCAGUGAUGCAGGAACGUCCUUGAUUCAUCUACAUACCCAUUCCAGCAUGCCUUCCUUUUUCCCCACCCCUACCCCCAAUUCCUCAAUCCCCACCUUUCCCUUAACAGGUUUGUCGUGCCAACUGGAUGAGUCCUACAAGCAUAUAUUCCUACCAACCUGUUACAUCCUCACCUUCCUGCUGAGCCUAGCUCUGAACUCCAUUGUCCUCUCCCGAUGUCUACGCCGACCAUGGAACCCAUCGCUGGUCUACAUGUUCAAUUUGGCAUUGAGCGACCUCAUGUACAGCUUAUCCCUGCCAUUCCUCAUCACAAACUAUAUUUCCCGUGACCGCUGGCUCUUCGGGGACCCCAUGUGUCGCUUAGUCCGCUUCCUGUUCUACUUCAAUCUCUACUGCAGCAUCUUCUUUUUAACCUGCAUCUCCUUCCAUCGCUACCUUGGUAUCUGCCACCCUAUGCGUUCAAUGAGAUUGGAAGCUAUGCGUUGGGUGAGGACCACCUGUUUGCUAGUGUGGGCCUUGGUAUUUGCCAUGACCUUUCCAAUACUGCUCUUCGCUCGGACGGGACCACUGGACAGUAACAUAGUAACCUGCUGGGAUGACGCCCUUGAUGAGGACCUUCAACGUUACAUGCCUUAUGGACUCUUUUUGCACGUAGCUGGCUUCUUCUUACCCUUUUCAUUAACUGCCUGGUGCUACUCAAGAGUGGUACGCACCAUCUGGCUAACUUUACGUGGGGGUGGGGUACCAGGGCCCGUUCCUGGCGUAGCCCAGCGGCGCAAGUCAAUCCGGACCAUCGUCACCAUCACCCUACUGUUCGCCCUCUGCUUCCUUCCUUUCCACAUAACCCGCACAAUUUUCUUGACCAUGAGGGCAAGCGGAGCUGCCCUAGGUGGAUGCCGUGCCUUAGGGGUGGUGGCAGUUUGUUACAAGGUCACCAGACCUCUAGCAAGCGCCAACUCCUUUCUUAAUGCUCUUCUAUAUUUUUUGACCAAGGAACCCUGUGGACGAGGAAUAUGGGGCAGAAAAGACAGAGAACAAAUAGGGAAAGUGGAAAAAAAGAGACCGGCCAAGGGAGACGGAGACUGGGGCAACAUCUAUCCCCGAUUUCACUAGCGCUA
This is a messenger RNA of Nanorana parkeri, 1397 nucleotides long. RefSeq names its product P2Y purinoceptor 4-like. The coding region runs from base 328 to 1392 and encodes 354 amino acids. Gene Ontology annotation, cellular component: plasma membrane. The record is from RefSeq and is a predicted model, not a curated record. Gene Ontology annotation, biological process: G protein-coupled receptor signaling pathway. Lineage: Eukaryota; Metazoa; Chordata; Amphibia; Anura; Dicroglossidae. Gene Ontology annotation, molecular function: G protein-coupled receptor activity. The transcript has 2 exons.